Penicillium cataractarum is the source of this 267-nucleotide messenger RNA. RefSeq lists its product as uncharacterized. The record is from RefSeq and is a predicted model, not a curated record. NCBI's taxonomy places the organism in Eukaryota, Fungi, Ascomycota, Eurotiomycetes, Eurotiales, Aspergillaceae. Bases 1 to 267 code for a protein of 88 amino acids. The transcript is spliced from 2 exons.
AUGAAGUCCCAGAUUAUGCUGGCUCUUGCAACUGCUGCCUCGGCAGCAACGCUCGAGAAGAGAGAAACCUAUAGCGGUGUGGCUACUUUCAAUAACUACGCCGCGCAGGGCAAUAACGGGCAGAAUCCUAUUUCUGGAUACAGUGGGCCGGCAUGCCCGACUACGACCUGCGGUGAGUGUUUCAAGGUUUGCAACGCUGGCGGAUACGGAGGUGCUUCUGUUGGUGGAGUGGGCAAUUGCAUCACAGUGAAUGUGAUUGAUGCGUAA